Messenger RNA from Paramecium octaurelia, 857 nucleotides. The record is from the annotation of a GenBank genome assembly. Lineage: Eukaryota; Ciliophora; Oligohymenophorea; Peniculida; Parameciidae.
AUGAAAAAGUACAGAGAAUUAAAAAAGACUGGGGAUGGAACAUUUGGGGUUGUGAUCAAGGCUGAAGACAUGCAGAGUCACGAUUUGGUAGCCAUCAAAAAGAUGAAACACAAGUAUCACAAUUUUGAAGAAUGUACUAACUUAAGAGAAGUUAAGGCUUUGAUGAAACUUUAAAAUCAUCCAAACAUAGUCAAGCUUAAAGAACGUAUGAAUUGAAUCAAAUUAGUGUUUUUGGACAAUGACACUCUCUGUCUAGUCUUUGAGUUUGUAGACAAAAGCAUCUAUCAAAUGUACAUACAGCAAAAAGAAAUGGUAACCAAAUAUAAGAUGGAGCUUAGGGUAAAACCAUUCCAGAAGAUCAAAUCAAAUCCCUCAUUUACCAAGUAGCCAAUGGACUCAGUUACAUGCAUAAACAUGGCUACUUUCAUCGAGAUCUCAAGCCAGAGAAUCUCUUGGUCUCCAACGAUGGUAUUGUUAAGAUUAUAGAUCUUGGAUGUGCAAGAGAAAUCAGAUCGAGACCCCCAUAUACCGAUUAUAUUGCUACCAGAUGGUACAGGGUAAAUUCUCUGACUUAAUUCGAUUUAAGGCUCCUGAGAUCCUAUUGAAAUAAGCCAAUUACAAUAGUCCAGUUGAUAUAUUUGCUCUUGGUUGCAUCAUGGCUGAAUUAUUUUUAAAUAGACCUCUAUUUCAAGGUAAUUCUGAAUUGGAAUAAUUCAAUAAGAUCCUUUCCACUCUUGGGUAAUUUGAUAACCUAUCUUCUGUUUUUUAGUACUUUCACUCAAUUCGAAUGGUCUGAAGGAUGCAGAUUAGUCUCUCAAAUGGGAUNGAAGUAAAGAUAUUUUAACAAAUUAACAUGA